CACAAUUCACCUUAAUUUUCUCUUUUGCUGUCGUCUCUGUGAACUUCCCUUCCCCGUUCUGGGUUCAUACAUUCCUCUACUCGUGACGUGAACUAUAGUAUGCACCGAACUGUUCCCUCAAAGAUUGGCCGCCUUGGGUGUCACUUGUUCAGAGCCUCUGGCUUGUCUCGGCGGAGGGCCUCGUGAGAUUUCCCAGUGGGGGAUUGGACUCACAAAGUUGCUCCUCAAUUGGUUCCUGCGGGAGUGUUUUGACAUAGGAAAUGGGGGGGGAGAGGAAUAUGUGGGUUAUGGGUACGGUAUACUCUAGUAUAGUAGGUACAGCUUUUGAUUUAGCACGCCUCAUCAGGGCUUACGCCCCAGAGCUCAUCAUGCUUCACUUCCUAAACCUAUCCAAGUGCCCUCUUGCUUAGGAUGAGAUCAGCUAUGGAUCCUCAGACACUACUGUAUUUAAAGACUACCAGCUGCCCCCUUUGUUUGCUCAUCAGAAUCAUCAGCAUCUUCAGUAUCAUUGUCGCCCCCCCCCCCUCCCCCACCUCUCCUGUUUUACUAUUCAGCUAUAUAUUCCUCAAUUUUGCCUAGGUCUCGCAUAUAUCUGACCCCCCUCUGCUAUUACCGAACACUACCUUAGCCCCACCGUGAAUCCCGAACUUCUCUAAAUCAUUCACAACUAUGCCUCCUCAUACCAACGAACAUUCCGGACAUAGCGAUAACGACGUCACUCUAUCAUUAAGCGGUCUUGCCUUACAUAGCGAAGCUGGCGCCCCCCACCUCGGCAGCAAUCAUCGUGCUUCGAACGGGAAAAAGAGCAAGAGGAAUAUCCUUACAGACUCGUAUCUGAAGACUCAUAGUGGGAAUUUAUUUCACGAGACCGAUCGUCCUCUUCGUCCCGGGAUUUAUGCCCCGACGCCCGCGUUUUUCGAUCCUGUCACCGAGGACCUCGAUCUGCCCAUAAUCAGAAGUCAUUCGGUACGCCUAGUGAAAGCUGGUAUCGUUGGUCUUGUUACUCAAGGUUCGAAUGGGGAAGCUGUCCAUCUGAGCCAAUCCGAACGCCGGGCUGUCACCGCUGCGACACGGGAAGCUUUGGAUGGUGCCGGCUUUGGCCAUAUUCCGGUGAUUGUCGGUUGUGGGGCUCAGUCCACUCGUGAGUCGAUCGAGUUAUGCCACGACGCAAUGCUUUCUGGAGGUGAUUACGCCAUGGUACUUCCCCCAGCCUACUAUCGCGCCUUGUACAACGGGGAGUCUCAAUACGAAUUUUUCAGCGAUAUCGCCACCCAAUCACCUAUCCCCAUUCUCAUUUAUAAUUACCCUGGUGCCGUAGCAGGAAUUGACCUUGAUUCGGACACUCUCACCAAGCUCUCGAAGCAUCCCAACAUCGUUGGCUGCAAGCUUACCUGCGGCAACACCGGGAAGCUCGCUAGAGUCGCGAAUGCCGCGCCAAGUGGUUUUAUGACGAUGGGUGGGUCCUCGGAUUUUACCUUACAAUCCUUGAUUUCGGGCGGCAAGGGCGUCAUUGGCGGACUUGCAAAUAUCGCUCCGAGAGCGUGCGCAGAGGUUUUUAACCUCUACGUUGAUGGGAGAAACGAAGAGGCUGAGAAGAUGCAAGCGGUUGUUGCUCGCGGUGACUGGGGCGCGAUUAAGGGAGGUGUCGUCGGAACCAAGAGCUGUCUGCAAACCUAUUUCGGAUAUGGAGGUUUUGGAAGGCGGCCACUUCCUCGGCCAACUCCUGCUCAGGACGUAGCCUACAAAGAAGAUUUUCAAGAGUUGUUGCUUUUGGAAGAAUUUUUGGAGAACGGAUGCCGCGAUUCUGACAUCCACUCUGAGAGAAUAAAGGAAUUUCCACAACUUGUUGAGCUCGAACAUAUGCUUGUAUAAGUUCCCUUGCCCUACCUUUUUUAAACACUCUUAGCAGAACUUUGUUUUUAUUUUUUCUCUCUUUCGUAUCGUAACAUUUGUUCGAUCGUUUGUUGCUUAUCCCCCUGGGGUUUAUUUAUCGGAUUGGGACUGGGGAUUUCAUGCGCCUAGGGCUGGGUACCUGGGCUGCUUCGGAGCGUCACGAGAAAAGCCGCUAGAGAUCACACAACUUGGAGUACUUUUUUUUGGGUUCCCUUUGUCGUUUAGGUUAUGCCUUCUCUCUUUCCGGCAUCCGUUUUUCUUUCCAACGUUUGCUCUUUUUUCUUUUUUAAUUUCAUACUCUCUGCUUGUCACUUUUCCUUAGGUAGAUUGGACUCACAAGAGGAAAGGGGGGGGAGGGAAUUGGAAUGGUAGAAAAGGGGCCUGAUUGAUUGUUAAUGUCACGGUUCUUUCCAUCUUAUCGUUA
Molecule: messenger RNA, 2317 nt
Organism: Tuber melanosporum (Perigord truffle)
Lineage: Eukaryota; Fungi; Ascomycota; Pezizomycetes; Pezizales; Tuberaceae
Exons: 1
Coding region: 670-1872 (400 amino acids)
Molecular function (GO): 4-hydroxy-tetrahydrodipicolinate synthase activity
Source: RefSeq, a predicted model, not a curated record